Messenger RNA from Tinamus guttatus (white-throated tinamou), 774 nucleotides. RefSeq names its product coiled-coil domain containing 172 (gene CCDC172). Gene Ontology annotation, cellular component: cytoplasm. The record is from RefSeq and is a predicted model, not a curated record. Lineage: Eukaryota; Metazoa; Chordata; Aves; Tinamiformes; Tinamidae.
AUGAACCUAGACACCCUCUUCCAGCAGAUCCAGCGCACGGAGAAGCAGGCCGAGGAGAAGAGGCGCCUCAUGCACCAAGUUAAACUGGACAUCAACAGAAGUUAUGAAAAAAUUGGCCAAAUAAAAGAAGAACUGAGCAACGCAAAAAUCACAUUAGAAACUAAGGUUCAGCAUCUUUCUGAAAAACUCUUCUACUUAGAACUUCUGAAGAAACGAGAAGACAGCUUGGAAAAACAGAAAGUAGAACUUAAUAAUCAAAAGAGCACUCUUCUUAAAACCUUUACAGAUGAAAAGAGAAAGAUGACUGAAGAAGAAGAAAAAUUUACUAGGGAAGUAACAGAAUUUAACAACGAAUAUGGACUAACAAGUAACAGAGAUCUUCUGAUUAAAAAUAAAGUCAAGACUGAAAUAAAUGAUUUAGAGAAGGAAGCAGCUCUUUUAAAAAGUGAAAUGGAGUCAAUGGAACAUAAAAAUGUUCAGUUAAAUGCACUCCAGUUGCAGAAGAAUGAAUUAAAGCAGGAUUUAUUUGCUCUCCAGAGCAAACUCCAAGAACUUGAAAAUGUAUUCAGAGAGGCUAAAGAAAUUACAAAAGAUUUAGAAGCAGAAAAAGUCCAAGUCACUGAAAAACCUCAGACUGAUCCUGAAUGUUUAAGACUUAAGAAAGAAUUGGAAAAUUGCAAAGAUGAUCAUUGGGAAAAUGUCUGUGAGACCUUUCAAACAGAAAUUGAGAUUCUGCAAAUGAAACUAUCACAAAAGAAGUCUUCAGGCAACUGA